CCUCUGCUUUUUUGAGGGGAGAAACCUCGGCAGAGAAAAAGGGGGAGAAGAAAGGCAGGAGGGAAAGAGGAGAAAGUUAGCUGACUCGCAGAGAGGUGAAGCUUUCCAGUGGUUCCCACCGCACUUUGCAUUGAAGACUUCCGGUCUGCACGAAGCUGGAGGAUGGAGGCAGAGCUGCCAUCCGAGCUCACAGCAAUGUCCCUCGGGGGAAAUGGAAGCUCCCAGCUGGUGCCAGACACAGCCCUGAUGCCCCCAUCACGGGGUACAGCCAUGUUCAUUAUCCGUUGUGUGAUCCCUUCGCUUUACCUGCUCAUCAUCACUGUGGGCUUGCUGGGCAACAUCACCCUCAUGAAGAUCUUCAUCUCCAACAGUGCCAUGAGGAGCGUGCCCAACAUCUUCAUCUCUAGCCUCGCUGCUGGCGAUCUGCUGCUGCUAGUGACCUGUGUGCCCGUGGACGCCUCCCGGUAUUUCUCUGAGGAGUGGCUCUUUGGGGAGGUGGGCUGCAAACUCAUCCCUGCUAUUCAGCUCACUUCUGUUGGUGUCUCUGUCUUCACCCUCACCACCCUCAGUGCCGACAGGUACAAAGCAAUUGUAAAUCCCAUGGACAUCCAGACCUCCAGUGCAGUGCUAUGGACCUGUGUGAAAGCCAUUGCCAUCUGGGUAGUCUCCAUGCUCCUAGCAGUUCCUGAAGCAGUGUUCUCCGAACUGGCGCACAUCAAUGACACGGACAAUGCCACUUUCACAGCGUGCAUACCAUACCCCAUGACGGACGACAUGCACCCGAAGAUCCAUUCUGUGAUGAUUUUCCUUGUGUAUUUUCUUAUCCCUCUGGCAAUUAUUAGUAUCUACUACUAUCAUAUUGCAAAGAGUUUAAUAAAAAGUGCUCACAACAUCCCUGGAGAAUACAGUGAACAUUCCAAAAGACAGAUGGAAACUCGGAAACGCCUGGCAAAAAUUGUCCUAGUUUUCGUUGGCUUCUUUGCUAUCUGCUGGUUUCCUAACCACGUGCUAUACAUGUACCGAUCGUUUAAUUACAACGAGAUUGAUCCGUCGACAGGACAUAUGGUGGUUACCUUAGUGGCCCGAGUGCUAAGCUUCUGCAACUCUUGUGUCAACCCAUUUGCACUGUAUUUUCUCAGUGAGAGUUUUAGAAGACAUUUCAACAACCAGCUUUGCUGCAGGAAGAAAGCUCAGCAAGAGAGAUCUGCCAGCUACUUGCGCAACUCUUCUGCCAUUCAAAUGAGUUCCCUGAAAAGCAAUACCAGGAACACAGUGACUAGCAUGACACAACUGAACGGGCACAACUUGAAACAGGAAAUGUCAUUAUGAUGUAAUAGGUGUGAUUUUUGACUGUGGAACAAAUUUGAACUUUUUCUUUGCAGUUUGUAACUCAUUUUUGGCUAUCACACGCUUAGACCAUCUGAGUCCUCAGAACAGAGGAUCUGUUAAAGUCUGGCCAAUCUGAGGUUAUUUCACACCUAGUCUUACUUUUAGGUAGAAGUGAAGAGUACGUUUUAUUGAGAAAACAAAACUGACUGGCUUCAUAUUGUACUUUAAAGGAAAUGCUAACGUAUGCUUAACAUAUAAGAAAGAAAAAUAAUGGUGUGAAUAUUAGUGUAGCUGAUCUCACAUUGCUUUAAAAAGUAUAGAUUUUUGGACCUGAAAAAUAUGUAUUUUUAACUGAAUAUUGAUCCAGGCUUGUGUCUUACUCUAAUAGAUUUUGCAUGAUUUUAGCUGUGCUGUGUGUACAAGCAUUGUUCAUUAAGAGUGGUAGGCAUUUUUUGAACCAGUUAAGGAGCCAUUGUGGUGCAUAGAUUCUAAUGCCAGACAAAAAAAUAUUCAAGUAUCAAGUGUCAGAUAUUUACCUCAUUUAAAUCCACCUCAUUUUUCACUUUGGCAGGUGUACAGAUGAGAAAUUACUUUUUUGGGGAUUCUGUUUGCUGUUGAGGUCAGCAGUUUAUCCGCUAAAAUGACAUUCUUUUCAUGAUUUGUUAACCAAAUUUCUCAAAAGAAAAAUGUUGUGGGCAAUGUGCAGGUUUUCUAGAACUUAGUGUCUGAAAGCUCAUUUCUCUGAUUUGUUAAGUUUAUGAUAUCUUUGCUUUAGAGUGUCUACAUGCUUUAUAUUUGCUAAUACUAACUGAUCUUGCUGAUAUCAGUACACAGCUAAGAAGGAUGCUAAGUGUAAUGGGAUGACUGAACAUUCAAAGAAGUGAAGUUCUGAGUGGCUUUUUCAGAGAGGAUCUGUGGCAAGGCUUCCUUCGGCUCAGGGCAGUCUCUGAGUGCAGAACCCAUAUUACUAACAGAAAAAAGCCAAACAUGAAGGAUGCCGCGCAGGAGCACACCUAACAUACUCUGAUCACUAAUGGUCAUGCAGCCCAUGGGACCAGUAUAAAAUAACUCCCCAGUGAUGAUAUACAGGUAGCUGGCAUUUGAGGCUCAGUACCAGCUGUUUUACUGUCUAUAUCUACUACUCCUCUUGCACACACUGUUUACCAGUCUAAACAGAGCCUAAGUACUGUUGAAAAUCUCAAUUUUAAAAGACACUUUUUCUUUUCCUGAAGGCCCUUGUGCAUAAAGUCAGUACACUUCUGAAAAUCCUAUCUGGGCUGACUAAAAGUAUUAUCAAAUGCUUUGGGUUUUUUUUUUUGAGACAUCCCAGUGCCACGGACAGUGCACAGGUCUUUGUCAGUAUUCCCAGGAGAACAUUUUCAGCAUACAUGACCAGUGCAGAGCUGGGAUUAAAACAGCAGGGAAUGGUGGGUGAGGCUGUAGCUGCCAAAUGCUAUCCUGUCCAGAAUAAAUUUACUAGAAGGGCUUACUGCUCUCUCUUUUCAUUCACACUCCGCUGCGGGGGAUAAUUUAUACAAGGCUUGCAAAGACCACAAGAAAGAAAGUAGUUCAGCUUUACGAUGCCUCAUUUUGUUUCAUUUUUUUUGACUCUUUUUUCCUUUCCAUUUUUUUUUUUUUCUUUUUAAAAAUCAGUUCACGUGUCAACACAGGUAGUCAAAUAGACACAAUGACUGAAGCUUGUUGCUGUGAAAACUUAUGUAAGGCCACCCAUAUAAAAGUUUCUAAUCUGUUCCAGGGCUGCACCAGCUUUUGCUGAAAGAGCUGAUGGGAUCACAGUUGAUUUCCCCCUUACACAGCUGUCUGCUGUCAGACUAACCAUUCCCCAAGCCAGGUGAGAGGUUAACCGGGGCAGGGUCUGAGCUCUAGAGAGGAGAUAGAUACUCACUGUGUCCUUCCUUAGGAGAAGGGGCAGUGGUUGCAGACAAUGGCACCUUGUGGAAGUAGUUUUUUCUGGCCAGGUCAUGAGACAAAUGUAAUUUUAAAUAGCUCUUUCUUGCAAAUUGAGUGGAACUGCUCCAGCACAGAUCUGUCUCUGUCACAACACUGUAGCCUGUACUUCUGCAGUGACUUCUCUAAGGUGAACAAUAGAAAGUACACUAGAAAUUUAGAUUGGAUUUCAGAAUUAGUUGCUAGUUUUAUAAUUUCAAGAUCUGAAGUGAUAAUACCGUGUAGCAGUUUAUAGUUCCUUUUGUCCUUAUUGAUGCACUUGCUCUUAAUUUAGUUCUAUUUGUAACUCUGUGUAACCAGCUGAAGUUCAAAAUUUCUUUCCCAGUUCACGUACCUUCAAGGCUAGAACCUUACCCCGAUUUUUAAAGCAAGAAGUUACAUUGAUAGAAUCGGUACAUGAUUUUAGCUAAGUACCUGAAAAAAAUCCCCAGUUGUUAGCACUCAACAGCAGAUUUAAGCAGCAGAUUUGCGGUCUGAAUGUCAGUCAGCGUGGUCCAGCUGGUGAGACCUAUAGUAUGUAAUGUAAAGUUGUGUGCGGCAUUCAAAUGACAAAAUUUGUGAAGUUCAGCGUGGACUAGCUCCAUCAUGCCUGCCCUAGCUGACUGCAGUAGCCCUGUGGCUUCAGUGGCUCCUUGGAAGACUUAACACAAAGGAGCAGAUUGCCAUGAUCUUGUAAACCUAUCUGUAAUUGUUUAGGAAGUUGUCAUCCAUAACUGCCUAAAGCUGCCUCAUCCCCUUUUUUCUCCAUUUUGUCUCCUCUUCUACCCCUCCAUGCCUUAAUUCCAUGUGAGCCCACAAGUUCUCAGAACUCCUCUUUAAUUUUACUCCACUAAUUCCUCCUGGAUGCCAGCCAGAGUUUUAGAUUCCUCUGCUCUGAUCAGUCUUGAAAAAUUUUUACUCCUGGAUAUUUUACACCCACAAAACACAAAACUUAAGGCCUUCCUUUCUCAGUUCUCAAUGGUGAUCAUUGACUGUGAUCAAGUUGCCCUUUUAUUUCUGCUUUUUUUUUUUUUCUGGCUCCCUGCUUCUCAUUUUGUUUGGCAAUCUCUCUACACAGCAUAACAUUUCAGAGGCCUUCUAAAUCCAUUGUAUUUGCUAUUUCCUGAAGGCAUUUGUCUGAUGUGGACAUUACCAGAUGAUACAGGUACCCUACUGGAAAAAUAAUAAUCUAAUUUAUAGUAGAUGUGAUGCUUGUGUUUGAUUUACGCUCUUCUCCCAGUGUCUUAAAUUGCUAUGUGUGGUAUGGACAGCAUGAGCCUGCCUUCUGGCAGAAGUGCAAGCUACAGCCUGUUCUUUUUCGUUGUGUGGGAAAGUAUUCCCAGGUAGACAAUAACUCCCUCUUGUCAGGAAAUCUGCACAAUUUUGGUUCAUUUCCCAGGCCUAAUACUCAAAGCCUGUUUUGUGUAAGUAACCUAAAUUGUAUAUGCCUCCUCUCAAAUUCUUGUAGCAUGGUGCAAGGGAAUUAGUUAAUCUGUGCGGAGCUUUAUGUUGCUAACCCAAUAUGCACAUUUUGGAAGUGUCUGUUACUGUUCACAUUGUAUACAAGUACAGCUGUACGUAUGAUGCUAUUUCCAAACAACACUGCUUGCUAGCAAUUAAAAAAAAUGA
Messenger RNA from Chroicocephalus ridibundus (black-headed gull), 4905 nucleotides. It is a transcript of the gene NMBR, whose product is annotated as neuromedin B receptor. The record is from RefSeq and is a predicted model, not a curated record. Gene Ontology annotation, cellular component: plasma membrane. Gene Ontology annotation, biological process: bombesin receptor signaling pathway. NCBI's taxonomy places the organism in Eukaryota, Metazoa, Chordata, Aves, Charadriiformes, Laridae. Bases 163 to 1329 code for a protein of 388 amino acids. Gene Ontology annotation, molecular function: bombesin receptor activity. The transcript is spliced from 3 exons.